AUUUUAAUUAAUGUGGGUGGGCUGAGAACACCACCGACUGUUUAUGAUGGUCAAUUUAUUCCCCAUGUGCAAAGUCAACAUAACACAGCGUGCACGUGCAACAAGCACCAACAUGUCGCGGGGCCCGGACGGGGCCGCGGGAGUCACUCAGUGCCGGCGGAGGAGGAGGUGGAGGAGGAGGAGGAGAGGAGCUCCGGGAGCAGCCUUCACUUUCCCCGGGAGACACCCCGCCGCGUCCCCGGCGCCAUGACCCUCUACCACGGCCGCCUCGGGAUGCGCCUCCCGGCUCCCCAGCUCCUCUACCUGUACGGAGGCGACGGCCGGGGCGGGGUGGUGCCCGCCGCCCUGGGCUUCGCGCCGGCCCGCCAGGAGAGUCCGCAGAAGCCGCCCUACAGCUACAUCGCGCUCAUCGCCAUGGCCAUCAAGGGCGCGCCGCAGCAGCGCGCCACGCUCAGCGGCAUCUACCAGUUCAUCAUGGACCAGUUCCCCUUCUACCACGACAACAAGCAGGGCUGGCAGAACUCCAUCCGCCACAACCUGUCCCUGAACGACUGCUUCGUCAAGGUGCCCCGGGAGAAGGGCCGCCCCGGCAAGGGCAGCUACUGGACGCUGGACACCGGCUGCCUGGACAUGUUCGAGAACGGCAACUACCGUCGGAGGAAGAGGAAGGCUAAGAGCCAGCAGGACGCGCGGGACCCCUAAGCCGCGGGGUACAAGCGCGCCAGGUGUCCUGGGUCCGUGCGGGGACCACGAUCCUCUCUGGGACGUCCCGCUGGCUCGGAGGCAGCGGCGGCGCAGCCGGACGCGAAAGCGCUUCUGGUCGAGUCGAACCGCGCGGAGCCGACUCCCCGUCACCCCGGUUCCGAGCUGCGCCCCGGCCGAGACGCACGUGCGCACGUCCGGGGCCGAAGGACAGCGGCCAGUGGGGGAGACGAGGAGCGAGUCGGUUUCGGAAACGCUGACCCGGGCGCGCGCGUGCAGCACGCGCCCAAAGGGCACGCGCUGAGCGUGAGCCCCAAAUCCAAAAGUUUCAGCAUCGAGAGCAUCUUGUCCCGCGGCGAGGGCGAAGCGCGCGGCGGCGUCCCCGGGCUGUCCGCGGGGACACCGGGGACGUGCGCAGAGCCCGGCGCGCCCGCGCCCGCGCCCCUCGGCGCGCGGCCGCACCAGUUGUACCAGAUGGGAUUCCCGCUGUGCUCUUACCCGUCCGUCGCCCGGCUGCAUUUUAAAUGAGAGCAGCUCGAGACCGUCCUGCGUUUUACCCACGAACGGAAUUGAAAGUGGUUAUUAUUUGUGGUCAAUGAGCAAAAAAAAGUGUUUAAAGUGCGCACGAGGGCCAGAUUGUGAAAGUGAAAGCUCGGCGCUUCUCUCUUCAUUAACUAAGCGGCUGAAAACUAAAAACUAAAUGAUGUUCAAACAUUUCAUUGUGCUCUGGAUGUGUGCAGAAAAGGGAAAACGACAGUGUGAUUUAUUUGACAAAAAAUGUCAAAAUAUAAAUUGUAUUGGAAGGUUGUAAUGUCACUUUGCUGUGACAACAUUCUGUGUCUUCUUUUAUAACGCUUUUGAUAUCAAGGAUGCAGCUCUCAAGGGGACUGAGGCUUGUUCAGUGUUUCUGUCCUGUACACUUGAUUUAUUAAAAAUGUAUUAUUUAUCCGAUGUGAUUGGAUAACAUUGACAUUUUCUCUGCCAGCAGUUAAAUCAACUUUACGCGGACGGUAAGAAACAUCAUCAAAAAGAGUUUCACUGUUCUGGUGUGAAACGACAGAGCAGUUUGAUCCGUUGGAGUCAGUUUAGAGUCAGAAGAAUCACGUGACGGCUCAUCAUCUAAACCGGACAACUGACGCCUUUUAUUGAAAUCAAUAUAGUGAUUGAAUAUGGUGAGAAAUGACUGGUUCUCUUUGUGCUUACAUGAUGUAUAACAGGAGUAUUAAUCCAUGCAGAGAGGAUUUCGUCUAACAAAGGUCCAGAACAUCUCUGUUAAUAAUGACGCUAUGAUUUAGCUUUUUAUAUUGUUGUAUGUGUCGUUAAAAAUAAAGAAAGUUACGUUGAAUAAUACCUCAACAAUAUUCAUCAUCAGUUUGAGAAAGGUCGUGGUUAUCUUAAAAUAUUUAGAUUUUUUCAAAUGAAAUAAGAUUCAUGAACAGAGAAAAGAAGUAAGAUAUAUCAGAAUCAGAACAGUUUUUUGACAAGAAUGUUACACAAAUGUUGGAAAAUGUUUGGGGAAAGUUACAAAAAGUUUAAUAAUCAAGUCAUCAUUUGAAAAUAUUGAUAGAUAAUAGUACGUUAAAAUAGGUACGUUUUGAAAGAGGCAAGUGUAAUUUAAUAUAGAGUGUGUAACGGUAAGAAAUUGUCCCGGGGUUGUGUGAGUCGGAGUCAGCAGGGGGUCCCGUGCGUUGUGAACACAACGGCAUGCAGGUGGGUUAACACGAUGAGAUUAUUCCUUCGAAUUUCUCACGUGGUAAAUAAAAAAACAAAAACAAA
Gasterosteus aculeatus aculeatus (three-spined stickleback) is the source of this 2478-nucleotide messenger RNA. RefSeq names its product forkhead box protein L1. Gene Ontology annotation, biological process: anatomical structure morphogenesis; regulation of transcription by RNA polymerase II; cell differentiation. The record is from RefSeq and is a predicted model, not a curated record. Gene Ontology annotation, molecular function: DNA-binding transcription factor activity, RNA polymerase II-specific; RNA polymerase II cis-regulatory region sequence-specific DNA binding. NCBI's taxonomy places the organism in Eukaryota, Metazoa, Chordata, Actinopteri, Perciformes, Gasterosteidae.